Entrophospora sp. SA101 is the source of this 220-nucleotide messenger RNA. Lineage: Eukaryota; Fungi; Glomeromycota; Glomeromycetes; Entrophosporales; Entrophosporaceae. The record is from the annotation of a GenBank genome assembly.
AUGUCCACUACAGGCUCUCCUUGGUUUACUGGAUCAGUUAUGGAAGCGGUUAAUCUGGCAACAACCAAGAAUGUUAUUUUCAUGGUCUACAUUUAUGACGAAAAUGAGGAAAGUCAACAAAUGAAUAAUAUAACUGAAAAUUCAAAUUCCGCAAAAACCAUAAAAGAUAAGACUGUCGCACUUCGGAUAUCUCGUGAUUCAGAGGAAGCUAUCAUGUUUG